This is a messenger RNA of Necator americanus (New World hookworm), 366 nucleotides long. RefSeq lists its product as uncharacterized. The coding region runs from base 1 to 366 and encodes 121 amino acids. NCBI's taxonomy places the organism in Eukaryota, Metazoa, Nematoda, Chromadorea, Rhabditida, Ancylostomatidae. The record is from RefSeq and is a predicted model, not a curated record. The transcript has a single exon.
AUGAACAAAAUCGAUGGCUGGGGAUCUUUGGAGGCCGAGGGAAAAAUAUUCAUAACGAUAAAGCCUCAACACGACGCUACCUUCUCACGCAUGAACAAAAUCGAUGGCUGGGGAUCUUUGGAGGCCGAGGGAAAAAUAUUCAUAAUGAUGAAGCCUCAACACGACGCUUCCCCCUCAAUAGCCCAUAAAAUCAAUGACUGGGGAUCUUUGGAGGCCGAGGGAAAAAUAUUCAUAAUGACGAAGCCUCAACACGACGCUACCUUCUCACGCAUGAACAAAAUCGAUGGCUGGGGAUCUUUCGAGGCCGAGGGAAAAAUAUUAAUAAUGAUGAAGCCUCAACACGACGCUACCUUCUCAAUCGCAUGA